AUGCAGCAGCUGAUCAAGCCUGUUGCAGUGGAGGUGGAAGGCGGAAAGCCCGGGAAAGAUGGGGAGCUUUCAGUCGGUCCAGUCUACCGCUGUAUCCUGGCCAAGGACGGCUUCCCUCCGCCCAAGCCCGGGAUGAGUACAUCAUGGGAGCUAUUCAGGUGGGUCUUCCCAGUAACUGCGAUCUCGUGAAGUGAAAGAAAAACGAUAGAACGGCCGAGAAUCUCAAUGAUUGUGUAGUUUAUUAGUGGAUAUCUUGUCCCGUUCGCCUCCCUCCCUUCCAGUGAGUGAUUCGUCGAUGUUUAUUCAGUUCUAUGCGGCAAACUAAUCUGUGGUGUAUGCGAUUAUCUGUAGCGUGGCUGCCGACAAGUAUUCAGGGAACAGAAUGCUUGGAUGGCGUGAGUUGACGAACGGGAAGGUAUCAUUCUCUCGGACUUAGAAGGCAGAAGUAGCUUUGCUUAGUAAAUCCACUCUAAUCAAGUUUCAUUCCACGAUGUUCUUCGAUGGCGCAGUUGGGAGCUUAUUUGUGGAAAACUUAUGGUGAGGUUUUUAAGGAAGUACUGCACAUCGGCUCCGCUCUGCGGCAUUUGGGAGCUGAGCCGGUACGUCUCAUCUAAGUUAUAUCAUUAUAGUUUACACCAAUUCUUAUGAGACGUAUGUAUGUAUGGAUUAUGUUCGAAGGUCAAGGUUGUAGGGAAAUAGUGUAAUUAGUUGAAGUUGUUUUUGGGAAAGUGUGUAGGAUGUCCUGCUUCCGUCAGUCCUCUAGUGUAGGGACGACGAGUUUUUCUUCUUGCUGGAGUCGCCAGUUACCAGCACUCCAGCGUCGUCUCUUCUCCCCGCGAGGUCUUCUGCCGGCGAGGCAGUUCUACGACGAGAGAACACUGAUCUUUCUCUGUCUCGUGUCUUCGAGAGUGAUCUUCAUCUGUCAUUUGACAGUCUGUCUUAGUUCAUCAGCCGCAGGUUCGUCAACGACAUCUUCGAAUUCAUCGGCGUCAUUUCGGUCUGCAUCAAGCCUUCUGUCUAGAGGCUGAAAUAUCUAGGUCCAUCACCGUUGUUUCCAUCUUCAUCAGUUUUUUUGAGAGAGGUAAAAUCAGCCUCUCUUAUCCACGCUUGUCUUAGUCCAGUGUCGUACUCCGUCCUCCUCAGUCCGUCCCCCUCUGUUCUACAUCAGUCCUAUGUCUUCCCUAGUCUGGUGACCAAAGUCCUCCACAUUCCACGUUGCUACAGUUCAUGUUGUCUGGUGCUGUCUGCUCACCUCUGCCUUCGUCGGAAUGGUCUUCACCAUCCAGUCCGUCUGCGAGUUCAUUUGUCUCGAUCUCACUCGAUCGGUGGGAGGGAUGCUGGCCCCCGCCUCUCCUGAGAGCUGAACCCCAUUAUCGCAUCAAUCGUCAUAGCUGAGAGUCUUUGCACCAGCGCUUGGCACUAUGUACGUCUCUGAGCAGAGGGAUACUCUCCGCGUGCUUGGUGCCACCCUGUCAACCACCUCGUGACUCCGAGGCAGGCUCUGGGUCCCUGGGACAUAGUGAGCAUCAUGAUCAAGUCACAGGUGUUUGGUGCUAUCAUAUAUAUGGUGAGCUGUCCUUGGGGCAGGACAAGCGUCAGAGGAGCCAAAGGUGUCAGCGAAUCCACAACCUCAGCGGCGGUCAUCUUUGACUACCAUCAAAGGGAGAGUUGCUGCCAUAACGGAUCUUCGUCAUCACCAACAAGUGGAUGCUCAGAGGGCAAGAUUUUCGUCAUCACCAACUUAGUCAAGAUGAACCUUUCAAAAGUUCAUCUUGAGGGGGAGUGUCGGAAGUUCUAGGUUGUAGGGAAAUAGUGCACUUAGUUGAGGGUGUUCUUGAAAAAGUGUCUAGGAUUUCUCCCUAUAUUAAGGGGUGAAUUGGUUGAAUGGAAUUGAGGUAGUUUCCGUCGUUCUCCUCUCUGUCCUCCGUGACAGGGGUCGUUUUCCAUUUCCAAUAGAUUCUUCUCUUCAUACACACUUUCCUGAACUGCUUAAUUUAAACAGGGCUCUCGGGUUGGAAUCUAUGGAAUAAACUGCCCCCAGUGGAUAAUUGCCAUGCAGGUAGGAUUUAUUUUUACGUCAUAUUCCAUUUUCUAUUUUUGGCCAAAUGUGGUCCUGAACUUCUGGACUCAGAAAGUAUUUGCUACAAGUCUUUUGGUGUAUGAACUCCCAGUAAUAGAGUGGGCUCUGUGCAGGCUUGCAAUGGCUACAACUUGAUCUGUGUUCCUUUAUAUGACACGCUCGGUAAUUAUUUGACUCUAGCCCUUUUUCCACUUCAGCUCUUACGGGUACUAGAAGCAGGGAUUGACAUGCUUUGCAUUCUAAUAUGUCUAUGAAGUUGCAGUUGGAAGUCCUAUGAAUUAUGCAGAUAUCAGGUGUGUGUUUAUAAGAUGAUGCUGGCUAAAAUGUGUCUGCUUCUUUCUGGUGACAGGGGCAGCAGCAGUCGACUAUGUGAUAGAUCACGCCGAAAUCGAUUUUGUCUUUGUCCAAGAUACGAAAGUGAAAGGAGUAAGAACCCUCCCGGUUAACGAGCAGCAUUUUUCCACACUUUUUAGAAGCAACUUAAUCUUAAAUGUCCUAGGAUAGACAUUUUGUUUUUCUAACAGACGAUCUUGCUUUUGAAUUUUUGCAGAUUUUGAGCAACCAGUCUGCUAAACGACUUAAAUGUAAGCAUUAACAAGCCUAUAUGAGUGGCUAGAGCAACCUGUAACGUGGUAUUAAAACCUCUGCUAACAGUUCUCCCUUCUUUUGUUAUUGCAGCGAUUAUUUGCUUUACUAGCUUAACAGACGAACUCAGGAAUGAUGCAACCAAUCUUGGAGUGAAACCAUACUCCUGGAACGAGUUUAUACUGUUGGUUCGUCUCCCAUGAUUCUCUCCAAUAGGGCUAUCUCCCCACCAUUUUCUUAGCACUGAGCUUCAUGAUAUCCACUGAGGAUUUUCAUUGUCAUGUUUUUUUAUGCUUAGCUACCUGCUACCAAUAUUUAGGAUAGUCGCUUUGUGCAAACAUGCGAAGAACCUGUUCGGGAAGUUUCCUGGUUGUAACAUGUCAUUAUGUUGCUUAUUAUCAGUUUGAAUAGAAUGGUUAACUGAGUUUGACCUUUUUGUGCCAGAUCAUUUUGAACUGAAGGCAUCCUUUAAUACAUGAAGAAGACAUGCUAGUUGUUGCUGUGGAUUCUCUUCAUCAUAUUGCACUUGAUUUUCUACCCUGUUAUUUGCAGAGAGAGCAAAAAAUUCUCGCAGCCAUAUUGCACAGUUGAUUUGCUUAAUUGUUCCGGAUCUUGCUCUCAAUUCUUAUUGUAGAAGUUUUUGUCUGCAUUUACAAUGGAUCCAUGCCCUAUUGAUCUCCCCUGCCAUUCUUUUUUUUCCAGAUUGGGUAACCCCUGUAGUAUUGUCGCAUGAUUAUCUCUGUUUUGCUUCUUGCAUCUGAUGCUUUUGUUUUUACCAGGGAAAAGAUUAUCCGUCCAACCCUAUUCCACCUCAAUGCCAUGAUAUAUGCACCAUCAUGUACACAAGUGGGACCAGUGGAAAUCCGAAGGGAGUCAUUUUGACCCACGAUAACCAUGCAAUGUAUGUGAGAAGUGUUGAAGUUUUCAUGGAACAAUUUGAAGAGAAGGUAAGAUCAUUUUAACUUUCUAAGUUGGUUUUUUUGUUUUAGACCAUCUCUCAGAUGCUCAGCAGGAACAACUUUAGAUCAUUUUUGUUUUUUUCUGCUUAUGAUUGCGUUCGCAGCAUAUCCUUACACAGAAAUUUAUCCUAAUUAUUUCAUUUUUAUUCGUUGUUAGAUGACAGUAGAUGACGUCUAUCUCUCCUUCCUCCCUCUUGCUCACAUACUUGAUCGUAUGAUCGAAGAGUACUUCUUCUUCAAAGGUGCAUCUGUUGGCUACUACCAUGGGGUAUGCUAUUAGGACAUUUAAAAUUUGGCACUGAAAAUCCCAGAGUUGUAUCCUGGGAUUUAUUGAUGCUGAUUGCUUAAUUUAUUUCUAUUUUUUUCCCUGAAACUCUUCUCCGAUUCGUGCAUCCCUGCAGGAUCUUAAUGCCCUAAGAGAAGAUCUAAUGGAGCUCAGGCCGACAUUGUUCACCGGUGUCCCAAGGGUCUUUGAAAGAGUGCAUGGAGGUAUAUGUCUAAAUCACCAGAUUUCUUCGCUAACACCUUCAGUUUAGGCUUGUCCCUUACAGGUCACUAACCUAAACCUCUCAGGCAUCUUGAAGGCAUUGGAUGAACUCAGGCCUAUGAGGAGAAAAGUUUUUAACUUUCUCUAUCAGUAGUAAGCUGCCAUUUAUCCAUAGUAUUUGCUCAUAUUGCCUGUGCAAUAAAUCGUUCUCAGCUUUAUUGAAGGCCUAUUUAUUGUCCAUGAAGCAAAUUGUCCUGGAUGAAAGCGGGAUACUCACAUAAAACAGCUUCUCGGUUGGCAGACUUCUUGGCAUUUCGUAAGGUGUGGUACUUAGUUUUUCUGACUGUGUAGAAAAGUGCAUCUUCACAUCCUUCAUUUCCGUUUGUUUUACUUAUGGCUUGCCAUGCAGGUCAAUGCUCGGUUAGGAGGCCGGAUUCGCCUCAUAAUUAGUGGAGGUGCCCCCAUUAGCUCAGAACUUGAAGAGUUUCUGAGGGUCACGAGCUGUUCUUAUUUUGUCCAAGGCUAUGGUGAGUAAACCCUUUAUUCCUUUAGUUAGGCAUGCUCAUAAAUCGGAUGAAAUAUCAGGAUACAAUAAAAAUGAGAUUUUUUCUUUGAGGAGAAAUUAAUAAGUCAGAUCAAGAAUCUGGAUGCAAAUCAAAAGACAUUUCUUGUUUGGAGAAAUAAGAGUUAACACAUAAAUAGAUCCACAUAGGUGCAUUUUCCGAAAUUACUAUCAGGAUGCAAAAAUUAUUUUUUCAUGUUUGGAGAAAAUAGAAAAUCAGAUUAAAUAUCGGGGGUGCAGGAAAGAAAAAGAAAGAAUUUUCUACUCUUGGAGGUCAUUAAUAGAAAACAUUGUGAUUUUUAAAAAAAAUAUAGAUUCUUCUGUCAUAACGGUUGUUUAUCAUAGUUUUUCAUCUUUUCUUACAACCUCGUGGCAAUCUUUCAGGUUUGACAGAAACAUGUGGAUUGAGUAGCGUUAAUAUACCCGAUGACAUGUCUAUGAUCGGUACCGUGGGUGUUCCCUCUACAUAUAAUGAGGUUCGCCUUGUAGAAGUGCCGGAGAUGGGCUAUGAUCCCCUGGCAAACCCCUCACGGGGGGAAAUAUGUGUCCGUGGGAAAACCCUCUUCUCUGGGUACUUCAAGAACGAGGAGUUGACCAGAGAGGUCAUCAAAGACGGCUGGUUCCACACAGGUAAAGCUCGCCCCUUCAUUUUUAACCGUGGGAAUGAGUAUCCUCCAUGCUCCUAUGCCCCAAUUAAGCUCUGUCCAAUCUCUCUACAGGGGAUAUAGGGGAGAUGCGCCCUGAUGGGGUCCUGAAGAUCAUAGAUAGAAAGAAGAACAUCUUUAAACUUUCCCAGGGAGAGUACGUGGCCGUUGAAUUUCUGGAGAAAGUAUAUUCCAUCUCUACCAUUGUCGAAGAUGUAAGUCUUCUCCAAUGCUUCAUAUGGAAAAAAAAAAACCCAUAGAAUUCGCCCGGCAAUGAUCCACAGCCUGCUAGAAAGCUGUAUUUUUUGCAUGAAUCUAAGCACCCAUAACAAAACAAAGAAACUUUUAAAAUACCCAUCUAGAAUUACUUCUUGUAUCAUAUUAUUUAUAUAUAUAUGAGGAAUUGUUGGCCUGGUAUACGUUCAUGAUGGUCAUUUGCUUGGUGUUAGAUUUGGGUAUAUGGGGACAGCUUCCAAUCUACGCUGGUGGCUGUGGUUGUCCCACAUCAAGAGAAUACGAUGAAGUGGGCCGAAUUGAAAGGCUACUCGGGCUCAUUUUCGGAGCUGUGCUCGCUGGAUCAGCUCCGAGAUCACAUUCUUCUCGAUCUGAAGGCCAUUGCUGAGAAGGAGAAGGUAUUUUUGUCUGUUCUUCGUGUAAUUCAUGCUUGUUUCUGUCAUCUUCCUUGAUUAAUGAUAUGUGAAAUGAAUGUGUGAUCUUAGAGUUCAGAAAUUCUAAAUUAUUCUAAUCCACCUUCAGAUGCUUUAAGGAAGUCGCCGGGUUUCUAGUGUUCUUGUCUCAUCUUCUCAUCAUGCCCCCCCUCCCCUCUCUCUCAUUCUCUCUGUGCAUCUAUCUACCCAUCUGUUUGUAUAUACAUGUACAAAUAUCUCAAGAAAGAGGAAAAGAAGCCAGGUCCCAUGGAUUAUGUAUGCUGGGUUUCAUUGUGAUCGCAUCGAUUCGGUUUUCCCAUUCCUCUCUCUCUCUCUCUCUCUCUCGCUAAGAAAGACCCAGAAGGAGCUUAAUCUGCGUCAUCGCCUUGUGAAACAGCUGAAAGGCUUCGAGCAAAUCAAAGGUGUCUUCCUCGAUCCCGAGCCCUUCGACAUCGAGAAGGGCCUGGUGACUCCAACCAUGAAGAAGAGGAGGCCUCAGAUGAAGAAGCACUACGAGGUUAGAACCCUCCUCUCCCCUCUCCAGUCUCCCCCGUUCGUCUCCAUUUCCGUAGCUCCUCGCUUUCUCUCUCAUCAUCCAUCCAUCUCUUACCGACUGUGCCGCCGCAGGAGGAUAUCAAUCGCCUCUACCGGGGCCUGGCUGGCGUGAAGAAGUCCAACGGCAUCAUGUAG
Molecule: messenger RNA, 6654 nt
Organism: Spirodela intermedia
Lineage: Eukaryota; Viridiplantae; Streptophyta; Magnoliopsida; Alismatales; Araceae
Source: the annotation of a GenBank genome assembly